CCGAGCGGCCCGCGCGGUCACGUGGUGGUGCGGCGGCGGCGCAUGCGCGCUGCGGGCUGUUGUUGUGGCGGCGCGGCCCGCGGCUCACCCGGCCGGGAGCGAUGAGCGACAACGAUGACAUCGAGGUGGAGAGCGACGAGGAGCAGCCGAGGUUUCAGUCCGCGGCCGACAAACGGGCUCAUCACAACGCGCUGGAGCGCAAGCGCAGGGACCACAUCAAGGACAGUUUCCACAGCCUGCGGGACUCCGUCCCCUCUCUCCAGGGAGAGAAGCAACAGGCAUCCCGGGCCCAAAUCCUGGAUAAAGCCACAGAGUACAUCCAGUACAUGCGCCGGAAAAACCACACGCACCAGCAGGACAUCGACGACCUCAAGAGGCAGAACGCCCUCCUGGAGCAGCAAGUGCGCGCGCUGGAAAAGGCCCGCUCCAGCGCCCAGCUUCAAGCCAACUACCCCGCGACGGACAACAGCCUCUACACCAACCCCAAAGGCAGCGCCAUCUCCGCCUUCGACGGCGGCUCCGACUCCAGCUCCGAUUCGGAACCCGAGGAGCCGCAGAGCAGGAAGAAGCUGCGCGUGGAGGCCAGUUAGGCCCCCCCAGGGCCCCCCCCGCGGAAGGACUCUCUCCCUUCUCUCCUAGAGGCUUUGGGACUGCAGCUUCCCAGCCCCUUUCCCCGCUCUAAUCGCAACGGCCCCCAGGGGGGGGGGAAGCCGGCCAGGCAGGGCCUCGCAGCGCCCCACAGACUUGGAGGGGGGCGGUGGGGGGGGAGCCGGGGGCCACCAGGAGAUGCCCCCCCCCCCAUAACCCCCCCCCCCACCCCGCAACUAGCAAGCCCCUCUCCCCCUUCUGAUUUUAUACGAGCAUUUCUAUUUAUACCCAGGGACCACGGCAGUCCUGAGCUGAAGGGGGGAGGCUGCGCAGGAGCCGGGCAGCCCCCCCACCCCACCCCCCCCCCCCCCCCCCGCCCCUUCCUUUUUGUGUCCCCCACCCCUCAAAAAAAAGGCCAGGCCCCAGACAGAGCUGUGCCUGCCCCCCCACCCCCCCCGGCAAGCGCUGGGGGGGUCUCGCUAUUUAUUUUCUGCGUGUGCAAUUCCACCUUGCCCCCAGCGCCUGCCAGAGCUGGGGUGGGGGGGGGGUGGGGGGGGCAGCACCCGCAUCCCCUCCCUCCAGAGGGAGAGGGGCCGGGCUGGGUGUCCUGCCCCCCACCCUCCUCCUCCUCCUCCUCCUCCAUCCCUUGCCUCCCCCCCCCCCGGCCCUUCCCCACCUCCGUGGCAUUUUUCUGAUCUCUAGUGGCCCGUCCCUGCCCCGUAGGUGACACCCCCCCACCCCCCCGGCCCCCC
Chroicocephalus ridibundus (black-headed gull) is the source of this 1340-nucleotide messenger RNA. RefSeq names its product MYC associated factor X (gene MAX). The record is from RefSeq and is a predicted model, not a curated record. NCBI's taxonomy places the organism in Eukaryota, Metazoa, Chordata, Aves, Charadriiformes, Laridae. Gene Ontology annotation, molecular function: DNA-binding transcription factor activity; protein dimerization activity. Gene Ontology annotation, cellular component: RNA polymerase II transcription regulator complex. The transcript is spliced from 5 exons. Bases 102 to 590 code for a protein of 162 amino acids. Gene Ontology annotation, biological process: positive regulation of transcription by RNA polymerase II.